CACUUAUCGGUUAUCACUCACGUGUAGAUGUCUGCUGUUAAUUAUUAUGUUUUUAACUAGCUAGCAACUAGUAGCUAUUUCAGCUUUAGGCUUUAGCAUCUAGUUCUAACUUCUGAAGUCGAAAUAAUUUUCAUUAACUCCUUACAUUUUUUAUCUGCUUCCUAAUAAAUAUUUGUAUUACAUAAAUCCGAUCUUCCAAAAUAUCAACUAAGUAAUUGAAUAAUAUAUUACUGAUAUGGACCCUAAUGACAAAGUUAAAAAUAUCAACACAUCAAUGACUGAUGAAGAACGCGAACUACUUGCUAGUAGUCUAGAUGAAGAUUUGGAUGCCUUCAUAGGUAAUCUAAAACAGAAACCGUAUGAAGAUGGUUGGGAUGAAUCCAAUUGGCGAGAAGAAAUGGAUAAACAUCCAUUUUUUAUGAGUAAACCCCCCGAUCCGACAGAAGAACUCUCACCGCUUGUUGAAGGUUUACAAAAUUUACGAUAUGAUCCAGAUGAUAACACUCCUGAAGAGUUAGCUGAUAAACAUAAGGAAGAUGGAAAUUUUAACUUUAAAUGUAAAAAGUAUAGACUGGCUAUUAUGUGUUAUCAGGAAGGCCUUAAAUUAAAUUUUCAAAAUGAUCAGCUGCGUGCACAAAUGUUUAACAACAUGUCUGCAUCCCAUUAUUUUUUAAAAAACUAUAGAUCAAGUUUGAAAGCAGCUGAGCAAGCUCUUAAAUUGAAACCUGACUAUGAAAAAACUAUAAUGAGAGCAAUUAAUUGCUGUGUUCAACUGAAUGACUUUGACGAUUGUAUGGAAUAUUGUGACAAAUUUCUUCAACGUGUACCUGAUGACCAAACUGUAAUAGACAUUAAAAAAAAAGCACUCAAAUCUAAGAAAAUAAUGGAAAAAGAUCAAAGGAAGAUGACGAAAGUCCAAAAACAACAAGAAGCUGAAAACCACAAACUAUUAGACGAGCUUAAUAAAAGAAAUUUAGUAAUAUUCGGAAAAAAAAGUGGUCUAAUUAAAGAUUUAUCAGUUUUGGAUCCAAAAGUUCCAGGCUUAGUACAGAGAGUGCAUUUGGUUGAAAAUCGUCUUGUAUGGCCAGUUACAUUCUUGUAUCCAGAAUAUCAAACAUCCGAUAUUGUACAAGAGUUUCAUGAAGAUUCUAUGUUUUAUGAUCAUCUGUUACAAAUGUUUUCUGAACGACCAGAAUGGGAUGUAGAAGGAAAAUAUAAUGCAGAUAUAGUAAAUGUUUACUUUGAAGUUAUCAAUACUGCUAAUAUAAGUAGUGUUAUUAAGAUAGAUAAAUAUAAAUGUACCUUGUCAGAAGUAUUAACCAAACUAAGAUGCCCAAUUGACAAUGGGAUGCCAGUUUUUUUGGUGUUUGUUGCUGGUGAGAAACAUGAAAAAGAUUUUUUAGAUGCAGCCUCUUGAAUAUUAAUUAAUAUAAAUGUGAAUACAUUUUUAAAAUGUUCAAGAUUGUUCUCUUUGUAUUGUUCUGUUAUUAUUGUUUAGUUCAAAAUAAACAUUUCUCUAUUGAUAUUAUUA
Molecule: messenger RNA, 1531 nt
Organism: Adelges cooleyi (spruce gall adelgid)
Lineage: Eukaryota; Metazoa; Arthropoda; Insecta; Hemiptera; Adelgidae
Gene: Dpit47
Product: DNA polymerase interacting tetratricopeptide repeat-containing, protein of 47 kDa
Exons: 8
Coding region: 236-1417 (393 amino acids)
Molecular function (GO): Hsp90 protein binding
Source: RefSeq, a predicted model, not a curated record